CACUACGUGCCUCCUUUAUAAAAUAUCACAAGUUUAUAAAGCAAAACGAGUGGAAAACAGCACGAACCCUUAAAAAGAUAUCAGAGGAUCUGGCAAUGAAAGACAAGAAAAAUGAAGAAAUAGAAAGCAUGAAGGUGACCAUCAGCAAGCUGGAGGAGACCCGGGAGCUCAUGGAGCAGCGCGUGAAGGACUACCACAUCUACGAGGACUUCCUGAACAAGGUGGUGGCCCACACUCAGCCUCACGCCAAGGACACGUCCUCCGGCAGUCACCAGUCCAUGGUCGUCCCUCGCCUCGAAUCAAUCAACGAUGUCAUCCACCGAUACGAGACCUUCAUAGCGGCCCGGGACGACUUGCUGGAGCGCCAGAGACACGCCAUGGAGUCCUUAGAGCGCGAGAGGAAAGCCAUGGCUCAGCUCGAACAGGAGAAGAUCCAGACGCUGAUCGGCCUGAACAACGAGUUGGCAACACUGCACGUGCGGUACGACCAGGCGCUCGCCAACACGGUCUCGUGGGAGGGAGCUCUGGCGCGCAUCACGCAGACCGGCUCCGAGAAGAUCUCCGAGCUCGGCCAGGUGCGAGCGGCCACGUGGAGCAUGUACCAGGAGGUGUGCCGGCAGCGAGGCGAGCCCGUCUCGGUCGCCGAGAGCAACGCAGAGGCCCAGCUCGCGGCCAUCAAGGAGUUCCUGCAGCUCACCGAGCAGAUCGUGGCUCUGUGUGCCCACAAGCACCAGCGCCAGCUGGCUACCUGACCACACACCGCACUACCCCGUCUCCAUCAUGUGAGAGAUCAACAUGUAACUCGUCAUGACUUUUAUUAUAAA
This is a messenger RNA of Bacillus rossius redtenbacheri, 824 nucleotides long. RefSeq names its product coiled-coil domain-containing protein 42. The record is from RefSeq and is a predicted model, not a curated record. The coding region runs from base 96 to 752 and encodes 218 amino acids. The transcript has 4 exons. NCBI's taxonomy places the organism in Eukaryota, Metazoa, Arthropoda, Insecta, Phasmatodea, Bacillidae.